AUGGUGGGCCACGCCUUCAAAAGAGACUGCUGGCUGCUCGCUGCUAUCGGCUCUCUGACUCUGAAUGAACGGCUACUGCAUCGUGUGGUUCCUCAGGGUCAGAGCUUCAGCCACCAAUACGCUGGGAUCUUCCACUUCCAGUUCUGGCAGUUCGGGGAGUGGGUGGACGUGGUGAUCGACGACCGCCUGCCGGUUAAAGAAGGAGAGCUGCUGUUCGUCCACUCGGCUGAGGGCAGCGAGUUCUGGAGCGCCCUGCUGGAGAAAGCCUACGCCAAGUUGAACGGCUCGUAUGAGGCGUUAUCCGGCGGCAGCACCACUGAAGGUUUCGAGGACUUUACGGGCGGCGUGUCGGAGAUGUAUGAGCUGAAGAAAGCACCCAGAGAUCUUUAUCGUAUCAUCAGCAAAGCUCUGGAGAGAGGCUCUCUGCUGGGCUGCUCCAUAGACAUCACCAGCGCCUUCGACAUGGAGGCGGUCACCUUCAAGAAGCUGGUCAAAGGCCAUGCCUAUUCUGUCACCGGACUCAGACAGGUGGAGCACCGUGGCCGGACAGAGCGUCUGAUCCGUAUCAGGAACCCCUGGGGUCAGGUGGAGUGGACUGGAACCUGGAGCGACAAUUGCUCAGAGUGGAGCUCCAUCGACGCUGCAGAGAAAGACGAGAUGCUCUGUAAGAUGGAGGAUGGAGAGUUCUGGAUGUCCUUCUCUGAGUUUUUACGUCAGUUCUCCAGACUGGAGAUCUGUAAUCUGACCCCGGACGCCCUCAGUGAAGACUCCACCAGUUUCUGGAACACGACGAUGUUUGAGGGCGGCUGGAGGAGAGGAAGCACCGCUGGAGGCUGCAGGAACCAUCCCAGACCCCCGGAUGACGACGGGGAGGCCGCCUGCAGCUUCCUGGUGGCUCUAAUGCAGAAAGACCGCCGUCGCUACCGCCGCCACGGCCAAGACGUACACACCAUUGGCUUCGCCAUCUAUGAGGUCAGAGGUCAAAUGUAA
Morone saxatilis (striped sea-bass) is the source of this 990-nucleotide messenger RNA. Its product is annotated as calpain-1 catalytic subunit-like. Gene Ontology annotation, molecular function: calcium-dependent cysteine-type endopeptidase activity. Gene Ontology annotation, cellular component: cytoplasm. NCBI's taxonomy places the organism in Eukaryota, Metazoa, Chordata, Actinopteri, Moronidae. The record is from RefSeq and is a predicted model, not a curated record. Gene Ontology annotation, biological process: proteolysis.